AGUAGGCCCAGGCUACUGAGGCACCGUCGAGUGAGAGUAGCAAAAGGACGAGCAAUGCGGGAAUCAACGAACAAGAUGUAGCCUCCCGACCGUUCUUCGCGGGACGAAAGUCUUCGCGCGAGCCGGAACGCCACCUCCGCGAGAAGCAAGAGGAUUUCUUUGUGUUGGGUGGGACGAGCUGCAACGGCCAGCGCACGUCAACAAAUUAUGCGACGGAGCCGCAAGAAGAAGAUGAGCUGGCCAUGCUCCCGUCGAGGUCCUCUUCCCACGACGUCCCCCUCGCUGUUGCAGCAACUCGUCUUCCGUGGUGGUGGUCCAGGGGCUGCUCUCGUCUUCUUCUUUUCCUCAGCACCUUUGGCAGGCCGCGCGACCAGGAGCUGGUGGACCAAAGCACAAUCACAAAAUGAAGUGGACAGCACCAGUAUCAAAUGCAAAUGUGUCUGUGUCAUGCAAAAGCAGCAUGGUGCUGCUUUUGCAUGGGCAUGGAAGCUCUAGCAUCACAGGUUUCGAGAAGCUUCCGCAAUGCCGAAUCCGUGUGACAAAUGCCCCACUUUGGUGACAGAAAGUGGGCAGCUUUUGCCGCCUCUGCAUGACAGAUUUUUAUGUCGUGUUGUGAAAUGCGCAUGACAACAAGUUUGCUUUCUUGCAGACCCAGACAAAUUUGCAAUCCAUAAGCAGCGCCAGCAGUAGAGAUCAACUCGCAGCGGGUCGCGCAGUGGCUUGUCAGCAACAGGACCCGAAAAUGAAUCCAUUCGCGGUCACCAAUUUGGAAAUUUUCGAAUCCAGAGUGGGGGAUAGCGUCGAUGAUUAUGGGGUGGCACCAGACGGUAACUGGAACUCCAACUCCUUGUUCCCGGCUAGCAGUAGUAGUAGUAGUAGUGCACCGAAUUUGCUGGAAAACAAGCAGCGGAAACAACUACAACAGGAGAAGGAGCAAAACCUCCAGAAAACGAGAGUACUAAAAGUAGCCUCUUCAUCGCAAGAAAAGCAGCAGAAGUCUCAAGGCACCGAAAACCAAAAAUCCUCCUCGUCGUCCGCCGACAAUAACUACCUGAAACGCGGUGACGUUCUCCACCUCUUCUCUCCCUGGGAAUCGGAAAGAGCAGGAAGAGAAAACGGAGUCAACCUGGUGCAGCAAAAAACGAGCCACUUGCUGAUGCAAUCAAAACAGGACUUGGACGCGGAAAAAUGGCUCGCGAAAAACGGUAUUAAUAAGAAGCAACGACAGCUGCAGCAGGGAAGCUCCGUGAGGAAUGGGUUGAAGUGCUUAGACGUGCGGAACGGAAUGAAUUCGGCGCAGCCGUUGGACUAUGGGGAUGGCUCCUCUAUGUCAUCGUCCGCAGGAGGAGCUUCACCAUCUUCAGGCGGAGCAAUAUUCGCGCAGCAAGAAACGCGGUUCGCCGCGCCAGGUGGGAAUCUAGGGGAAUUCAUUCUGGCGCUAGACACGUAUUUUGACAGUACGAAUUUCUACGAACAGGACGUGUCUAUCUCGAUGGAGGAGGAGAAAAGAAGAAAGAAAAUUUAUGCAAGAAGAAAACCGUGUAUAGAUGACAGUGUAACUUGGCGCUGUCCUCUUCACGUACUGGCUGCGCGUGAGAGGAGGGCUCCUUUGUCAUGCCGAGCAAUUAAUUUACUGAAAUGCUGUCACUGCAAGCCACCUAUGCUAACACUGUUUCUUUCUUGGAUAAAAUUCUUGCGGAUACCAAUGCCUACCACUGGGAGAAAACUUCGACAGGUAUAAACUUGAAUUGAUUUUUCUUGGUCUACGUCUACCCUCUUUACGCAUGAAGAUCAGAAAACCAAAAAAUAAUUAAGGGAAAUCUGUACAAGUAGCUAAUCAAUGCAGAAGAUCCCCCAGAGAACAAAAUACCAACAUCUCUCUUCAGGCUGGUGGUUUGUCCCUGACGCAAAAGCACAGAAGCAGCUUAGCGAUUUGCAGCAAUUGAGAUCGUACGCAUUGCAAAAGAGGAAAAGUAUCGCACCUCAGCAUGAAAAAACACCGCAUGACAAUUUUGAAAAAAAGUAAGGAACUUGUCGUGCAAAAAAAAAUACAUGAGACGGCAGAUCUGUCACGCAUGACAACUUCUGCCAUUACUUUUAUAUGGGUGCAAUAUUGAAGAUGCUUUUGCUUCUGCAGUGGAUAGGCCAUUAGGCGGGAAGAAGAAAAUCCAGCAAAGCAUGAAAUUGUACAACGACUACGAGAAACAGAAAGCCGCCGCUUUGGAAACUGCUUCCGAGGAGGCAGGUACAACUAGUAGUACCGCAUAUGGAAGCGCCGUCAGGAUUGAAAUCGUGAAAGUUGAAAUAGUUUGUGAUGCAUAAAAUGCAACCCACAGAGUGCCUGUCUUGCAGAGUAGGCAAGGGAGGCAGAUUGUAAGCCUGUUGAGGGGUAGGAAUACAGCUGCUAAAGUAGCAUGACAAAAGGCGUCGUCCUUACCCAAACAACAUUACAAACUGGAUUUCCGUUCUACCCAAAUUUGUCAUGCGCCAUUUGAAAACUAGGCGCCAACUGGUAUCCGUUUUAUGCAUCACAAACCAUUUCAACUUUGUCGAUUUCAGUCCUGACACUUCCAUACCGCAGUAGCUCCUAUUACAACAACUAGUAGCAAAGGAGAAACCUCUUCUCCAUCCUCACAGCUCCAAACCAGCACUGGCAGCGACAUAUGGCGUUGUCAAACGUUACAUUCUCAACUGUUACGCGAUUUGUCAUGCAAAACGAACACCAAACUCCACACGGUGAAGCUACUUCGCAUGACAAAUUUCGGAAAAUCUAAACAGCAUGGGUAUCUGUGCCACAUUUGUAAUGCAAGAGCUGCAAGCUCCGUCCUUUCGUUCCCUUUUGCCAUUCUUGCAUCACAAAUCCAUGUAACAGCUGAGACUAAUGUAACAGUUGAGAAUGUAACAGUUGAGAACGCCAUACGACAGCACCGCCUCAGGGACGAAAACCAGAGGACAACAGCAAGACGGCGAAGCCACUGUCAAUGCACUUCAAGGAGCAAAGCAACAGGAAGUAGAUGAAGACAUCGUUCUUCUCGACCCCAGCCUAUGCAUUCCAAAUAUGUCUGGGUCUGGAAGUAAGUGCCAGAUCUGUCAUGCAUAUCUUCCAUGACCCAUGAUGUCUGUGAUGCUUGCCGUAGCAUCACAGCUUCUGCGCGGGCUUUCUGAUGCUCAUACCGCACGAGAAGCACCCUCUCGUCCGCGCAGCAAAAACUGGAGCUCUUUUGCUGUUCAUGCAAAACAGAUCUUAUUUAGGAUCCAAAGAUGGCAUAACAAGUUGCAUCCUUCCAGACCCAGACACGUUUGCAGUUGAUAUAGCCUGUACAAGGACAAAAUUUUCGAGCGCAACACGGAGAAACGACAAUUGUUGAGUAAGAAGGUCUACUACUACUUCCGCAAGUGGGUACAGGAGGGCGAGAAGGCGGAGAGUGGGGAUCUGGGGAAAAAAUUCCACUACUGCACGGACGACCGGGCGAUUGCGCAUAUCAAAUGCAAAUUAAUAUGUCUGGGGCUGGAGGAGUGGAAUUUGUGAUGCUAACUUUGGAGUCUAAAAAAUCAAAAAUUUGUGUAGCAUGAAGAGCAAGAGGACUCCAGUUGUUGCUAUGCAGAGAGGGAAUUUCUCAUGCGGGAGAGGCAUCAAGAAACCCGUGAAAUAAAACCUGUGAUGCAGCUUUGGCAUGCACCACAAACGUGAUGGGUCAUGCAAAAUGUGCAUGACAAACGUUCCAGUCUUCCAGACCCAGACAUAUGUGCAGUUGAUAGUGCAUCUGGAGAACCAAUUACAGAAGGAGAACUUGAACAUUUUCGACGUGCGAGGCGAUAUGCAAAGAAAAAAAUUAAAGUUUUACAAAAAUUACACACAGUGAUGCAAAACGUGCAAGACAGAUGACCUGUGCCAUGCCCAAAAUGCUUGCGGGUCUCGUUUCGUGUGUGUUUUGCACUAUGAUCUCUGCAUUACAAGUUUUCUUCGUCAUGCGAGGCAACGUUGUAAUGCUGAAUUCACUACAAAUCCAAUGUGUUGUGUAACUGUAACACUUUUUUUUCUUGGAUAGGCGAGGACCCGAAAUUAGUGGAGAAAAUGCUCUUUCUGCUGAUAAAGACUGCAGAAGCCCCCCUCACCGUCAUUUGUAUUGCAUGAGCAGCAGUACAAGUGUCAGCGAGAAUGCAGGUUUUGCAUGACAAAUCUGAACAGGAGUGUAGUGCUAUUUCGGCUCCUGCCAGAACUUGUCAUGCAAAAAAUUGCAAGAGGCACAGGGUGGAUUUGGUGCUUCGCAUUACAAAUGAGCGGGACGAGGGGGAGUUGUGCCCUCUCAUAGCUGACCACCCACCCACAGAACCAGGGUGACGCGUACUUGCGGCUGCUGUUGAAAAUGCCGGAAAAGUUCGGAUAUCAAAUGCAAAAAUGUCUGGGUCUGGAAGAGGCGGGACUUGUCAUGCACAUUUUGCAUGACCCGUGAGGUCUGUGACGCAGGUCCUAGCAUCACAGAUCUUUUGAGGCCUUCUCGAUGCUUAUCACGCAUGAGAAAUGCCCUCUCCGCGUGCCAAGAACUGUCUCCUCUUGCUCCUCAUGCAACACAGAUAUUUUUAGAAUCCGCAGACAGAAUUACAACUUGCAUUCAUCUUCCAGACCCAGACACUUUUACAUUUGAUAUCGGAACCUCGCGGUAUUUGGUGCAGGAGGUGCUGAAAAAUUUCUACUUGCUUUUGUGGGAAAAAAACCGGAGACUGGAGCGGCAGAACAGCAUCGCAAAGCAGCCCAUGCGGAUCAAUGACGUGAGUCUGGUGGAACUCGACGUGAUUCGGGACGACGAAGAUCUUGACAGUGACGCCGAUUUUUUUUACAACAGCAACUCCGGAGGUGCAACCUCCUCAACAUCCACCCUCCGUGCCUUCAUCGAUCUCGAGACUUCCCAAGGAACGAAAAGCAUCGAAGCAAGUUUGAUGGAGAGCCGGCGAGAAGAAGAUUUUUCAGUAGCUUCUGCAACUGGCAACUGCCCGGAAGAUCUCUCCGCGGAAGCGGAUAUUUUAGCUACGCCGAUUUUUGUCGGGUUGAGUGAUCCAGACGUCGAUUAUGGUUUGGCGGUAUCAAGUGUAAAAAUGUCUGGGUCUGGAAGAAUGCAACUUGUGAUGCUGCAUUUGGAGUCCAGAAAAAUCUGUAUUGCAUGAGUACCAAAAGGAAUGUAAUUUUUGCUACGCGGAUAGGGCAUUUGUCAUGCGGAAUAGGCACCAGGAAGCUCUCAAAAAAUCUGUGAUGCUAGGGCAUGCAUCACAGACAUCAGGGCUCAUGCAAAACGUGCAUGACAAGUGUCCGAAUCUUCCAGACCCAGACAUUUUUACAGUUGAUAAGCGGAUGGAAGUUCGGGAGGAGGUGCGGAUGGAAAAUUUUCCUCCUCCAGUACCUCUCCAGCGAUGCUGACCCUAGCAGAGACGAAACGCAGGCGGGAAGAUCUUGGUGACUCAGAGUCUGGACGAACAUCAAGCGACACAAGUGCGGGGAGUAAUAUUAGGGAAACCGCUGAUUUGGAAACCGGCACUGGCAUUCUUGCAACAACUACAGCAUCUAGUUCCCACGGUUUGCGCGAGUUUGGGAGGAAGGCCGAGAGGAGGAGGAACAAGCAAUUUCAACACGAAACAGGCCGUCCAGGAGGCUCGACGGAACUAGUACCGGGUGCUGGAGCGAACAUUUCGUCUUCUCGCCGGGGAAUGAAGCACGCGAGCAGAAAUCACAGUGUGACGCAAGAACGGCAGCUUCUGACAUCACGGAAUUCAUCCCGACAGCCUCUUCUCGGACGGCGCGGUAUCAAAUGUAAAAAUGUCUGGGUCUGGAAGGAUUCAUGUUUGUCAUGCUCGUCUGGCAUAACUCUUAAAUCUGUCAUGCACAUUACCCAAGAGCUCCGCUUUUCUGUGAUGCAGAAGCGCAGUUUGUCAUGCAGAAUAGGCAACACCUAGGACCUCAGAAACUUUUCAUGCUGAGCCAACAUUUGUAGCCUCAUCAUGAGACGCCGCCCAGCAUCACAAGUUUCCAGACUUCCACCCAGACACUUUUACAUUUCAUACGCGGCGUGACUGCACAAUUUCAAUCCCAACAGCAACAGCAGCCUGCGACGAACUUUAUCUACGGCUACAAUCCGUAUAAUCCACCGGGGCAGCUGGUGGGAAUGACAGCAGUCUUACCUCCUGGCGCGCCUGCGUAUAAUUACGGCUACACCUACAGCCCAAUGCAGCAGUUCCAGCCUAUGGCGGGCGUUUUUAUGCCACCGCAAAUUGCACCAGGAGGAGCUCCGGUGAUGAUGCAGCAACCGUCGCAGAUGAUGAUGCCAGCGGGAGGUGGCGGUGGAGCUCCUGCGCCAGGAGCCGUGCUGCCACAAGAAGGUGCUAGUAUGUACAAUGGUUUCAUGGGAGGUGGAUCACCCGUGUCCACGUCUCAACCGAUGAUGUACAACUUCAGCCCACAACAGCCACCGAUGCAGGUGUACAACUACGGAGCAGCAAGCUACGGCCCACCCGUGCAGCAGCAAGAACUGUUGCAGCAGCAAGAGGCGAGAACGAACACAGGAGCAUCUUCUGGCGCCGGUGAAAUAACUACGGAAGAUGAAGUUGUGUCGCCUGAUCAUCAGACGCAAAACGGAGAACUGGAACAACGUGGGGGGCAGCUUGUUCCGGACGAUGCUGUUGUUGACCAGGACCAAGAUCAACAAGAACGGGAUGAGCAGGUGUCGUCGACCAGUAGUACAUCAGAUGACCAAGCAACUGCAUCACCACCUGCAGGCACCACUCGAUCUACAAACGAGCUGCUCCAAACGUCGUCCGCAGGGGGUGGCUCUUACUUUCUCCCGCCACAACAACCGGCAUUGUACUUUACGUCGUUCCUGCAGGAAAAAGAACAGUUCUCGGCGAGCGCUGGAACCAGCAGAUCAUUCACCAAAACCACUAGCAACAAGAGAAAAUCCAACCAGCUCAACGUGAUGAUCUACUACCGGGAUGCGGUGCGGCAUGAGUAGGAAUUGCAAAAGUGAUGUCGUGCUAGUUCUACUAGUAAUUGCAAUCCAAAUUUUCUCAGCGCGCGCAUGCCAAAUGGAGUUUCUUGUAAUGCUGCUUUAGCCUAGAAAGGCGAUUUGUCAUGCAUAUCUGCAAUUAGCACGACCACGAGUUGCGCGAUCAGACUUUUGCAAUGCAUAACAAGCGGCGGAAGCUGAUUCAGUUUUUCGACCAGGAAACCAGUGAUUUUCCGCUGGACAAGGUGGAAUUUUUCAAGACGUUGGAGGAGAAGGGGGACCGGAAUUUGCGGCUGUUGCUCCAGCAUUCGGUGGCGGUGGACAAAGACACGCCGUAUUUCAACCUGGUGUAUUCCUAGAUGAGAGGAUGAGGAACGAUUAAGUUUAGUACGGGAAGCAGCUCCUGAGGAGGGGUGUUGAUGAUGGGGAGGAGCUGCAUCAACUGGGGGUGAGUGACCACGAAAGAUCGUGACACUGGAAAGUGACAAGAGCCGCAACAUACUUGUCUGGUCAAGAAGCUGCCCUGUCAGAAGAAGUAGAACCGAUCCACUACCCACAACGACCGCAGCCACAGCAGGGCUGAUAAUUUGCAACUAUUUCAGAACAGAAGAACACUUUUUUUUUCACAGACUUAUUUUCAAUAAACUUACCUUUCAGCAUUCUAUACUUUUCGCACAAAUGGUAAUGGUUUUAAAUCAAAUACGUUUCGUUUCUUUUUCAAAAUGAGGACAGCAUGGAUAGUUGUUCGUCAAGCAGCGUUGAAGAUGAAAAACUCCUGUACAGAAUAACAUUGAUAGGAUUGAGUUUGAACAGAUCAUUGGUUCGCAAGAAAAAUGUAUUUCUGCGACGUACCGAUGAUGUUAAAGCACCACGGGGGCUUCUUGCAAAUAUUUGUUUCGCGAGGCCGGUUCACUUGUGUUCCCGCUUUGCCAGCGAGGCGGCGGCGUCUUUGUAUGUUGUGUCGAAGUUGUGC
Molecule: messenger RNA, 7965 nt
Organism: Amoebophrya sp. A120
Lineage: Eukaryota; Dinophyceae; Syndiniales; Amoebophryaceae
Source: the annotation of a GenBank genome assembly